AUGGGCGGAGGGGGAAGAGGUGGCGGGGGAGGGCCAGGCGGAGGGGGGCAGGAGGCGGGGGGGAGAUGGGGGAGGGGGAUGGCAGCAGAAGCGGGGGACGGUAGAGGCGGUGGGGGGGAAACCGGAGGGGAAGGGGAGAAGGAGGGGGGGAAGGGGGAGAAAAAAGGGGAGGGGAGGAGCAAAGGCAGGGAGGGAGAUGGGGAGGAGAACGAGGAGGAGGGGGAGGAAGAGGAGAUGCGGGUGGAAGAGAUUUUAUCGAAGAAGUCGUUUAAAGAGAUGCAGCAGUCUAAGCGGGGCGAGGAGCUAUUAGAGCUGCUGCAGAAACCCACUGCUAAAGAGACAGCCGUUGCUGCACGGUUCAAGACCAAGGGCGGGUCCAUGGUGCGGGAGUAUUGCAACCGGCUCACAAAGGAUGACUGCCGCCGCCACCGCAACUCAUACACUGCUUGCGACAAGGUGCAUUUCCGCCGCAUCAUAUCCCCUCACACCGACAUGAACCUGGGAGAUUGCUCCUUCCUGGACACUUGUCGACACAUGAAGACGUGCAAGUACGUGCACUACGAGCUCGACCCGGUCCCAGAUGGGGCACCCUACGGAGCCAUGAUCCCUCCAGGGGCGGCUCUACCCCCCGCCGCGGCUGCUGCUGCAGCCAUGGGCAUAUUCGGCCCCCAUGGGGGGCCAAUGGGGCCGCCUGGCAUGCAUGGGCACGGGCCGGCCAUGCCCCCUGUGGUGCAGAUCAACUCGUUCGGGCAGUACAUCCCCUCCACCAUUCCAAGACCCUUCGACCGGCCUCCAAGGCCGGAAUACUGCUCCCAGGUGGAGCUGGGGGAGGCGCAGUGGGUGAACUGUGACAUUCGCAACUUCCGCACGGACAUCCUGGGGCAGUUUGGGGUGAUCAUGGCAGAUCCCCCGUGGGACAUUCACAUGGAGUUACCAUAUGGCACCAUGGCUGAUGAUGAGAUGAGAACACUGAAUGUCCCGGGCUUGCAAACGGAUGGGCUCAUAUUCCUCUGGGUGACAGGGCGUGCCAUGGAGCUGGGGCGAGAGUGUUUGGAGCUGUGGGGGUACCGACGAGUGGAGGAGAUCAUAUGGGUGAAGACGAAUCAACUCCAACGCAUCAUCCGCACGGGGCGCACGGGGCACUGGCUGAACCACAGCAAGGAGCACUGCCUGGUGGGCAUCAAGGGCGCCCCCCUUGUGAACCGCAACAUUGACACCGACGUGAUCGUCGCUGAAGUCCGCGAGACGAGUAGAAAGCCCGAUGAGAUGUAUUCCAUGCUGGAGCGCAUCAGUCCGCGGACCCGGAAGCUGGAGCUGUUUGCGCGCAUGCACAACACACAUGCGGGCUGGAUCUCGCUGGGCAAUCAGCUGGACGGCACGCGCCUUGUGGAUGCUGACCUGCGCAAGAGGUUCAAGGAGGUGUACCCAGAUAUUGAAAUCCAGCCACCAGACCCCCCAGCUGAGGAUGGCGCCACAGCCAACGCUAAGUAA
This is a messenger RNA of Closterium sp. NIES-65, 1491 nucleotides long. NCBI's taxonomy places the organism in Eukaryota, Viridiplantae, Streptophyta, Zygnematophyceae, Desmidiales, Closteriaceae. The record is from the annotation of a GenBank genome assembly.